This is a messenger RNA of Dictyostelium purpureum, 1854 nucleotides long. RefSeq lists its product as uncharacterized. The transcript has a single exon. The coding region runs from base 1 to 1854 and encodes 617 amino acids. NCBI's taxonomy places the organism in Eukaryota, Evosea, Eumycetozoa, Dictyosteliales, Dictyosteliaceae. The record is from RefSeq and is a predicted model, not a curated record.
AUGAAUUGUAUAGAAAAUUAUAAACAACCAUACCAAAUUUCAGAUAAAAUAAUUAUAUUGGGCAAAAAUCAUAAUAAUAAUAAUAAUAGUUCGGGUUCAUCUCCAUUUUUAAAUAGUAAUAUCAAUAAUAAAACUCCAUCCAGUAACACCAUUAAUAGUAAUCCUAUGGAUAACCAUAUGUGCCAUUUUUUAUUAGAAAAAAAUAACAAUAAUAACACAACAAUGACAUCUAAAAAUAAUUUAAUUUCAAGCAAUAACACAAAUAAUAAUAAUCUUAAUAAUAAUUCAAAUAAUACAACUAAUAAUUUAUUAAUUCAAAAUAAUAAUAAUGAAAACUAUUUUAAUCAAAUUAAAAACAAUCCAAACUCUGGUUUAUUUUUCAAUUUUAAAGCAAAUAUAAAUAACGAUAACUAUCCAACAGUAUGUGCACAUAAAUCAAUUUGUUUAAUUUGCAAUAGAGAUAUUCCACCAUGUCUUUCAUCAAGAUCCGUUUCAUGGGUUUCCAUUUUACGGGUUGUUUUCUAUUCUCUUAAAAACCUUUACCCUGAAAAGGAAUACUUUAAUUUAAAAAAAGAUGUAUAUGGUUAUGUUGCAACUCAUUGGUCUCUAAUUUGCACUAAAAAGAAGAAAACCCCAGGUUGGAGAAAACAAUUACAAGAUGCCCUAUCACAUUGUAGAAGGCUUUUUGAAUCUGGUGCUGACCACCAUGAAUGCUAUGGAUUUUGGAAAUUAAAAGACAUGUCUGAUCCAUGGGAAGAUAAUACAAACAAUAGCAAUAAUAAUAAUAAUAAUAAUACCAAUAACAACAAUAACCAUAUUGAUAUUUCAAGUAACAAUAAUAUUAAUAAUACUAAUAACAACGUUUUAACCAGUAGUGGAAAUAAUAUAAUAAAUAACAAUGGAUCACCUUUCUCAAGCCCAUCUUCACCUCAAAUGGUUUAUACUUCUCCUGUAUUAAGUUUAUCAAAUAACUCUUCACCAAAUUAUAAUAAUUUAUCUCAAUCAAAUAGUAUUACUACAACACCUUUAUUAGGAUCGACUCAUUCACCAAGCUAUUUAACUACCUCUUCGAAUAGUAUUAGAAAUGGUUCUAGAUACUCACCAAAUCUUUUAAAUAAUAGUAAUAACAUUAACUCUAAUGGAUCAGUAACACCAAACUCAUUAAUAUCAACACAUCAUAGUAGAAAUCUUUCAAACAGUAUAAAUGGUUUUACAUUACACUCAUCAUCGACGUCAUCCACCCCAUCUAUUUCAUCAGGCUUACUAUCGCCACAAUCAAACUCUUCCGCCAAUCCAACACAAUAUUUAAAUAUUAAUAACUAUAUAAACGAUUUAUCAAACCUUGGUAUCUCAUCACCUGUAUUAACAAACACAUUGGUAUCAAGACCAAGAAGCAAAUCAUUGGGUAACAGCCUCUUCCAAUUAGACUCGCCUACCACCAAACCUCAAAUUAUUAAUAACGAAAAUUCGAUUUUAACUCCAAUUAACAAUAUAUCAAACAAUAUUAAUUUAUCAUCAUCAUUUAAUAAUAUGAUUCAAUAUGCCAAAACCAAGAGAUCUAAUUCCCAACAAUACUAUCCAGCAAACAACCUUAAAUCAAUCUACAGACCAGAAAAACUACCAAAACUUCAUGAAGAUUUUAAUAGCGAUUAUAAUAUUUUAAAUCAAAAUAGCCAUGACCACCAAGUAGUACCUAAUGAUAACAAUACAUCCAACGAUAAAGUAUCAAUUUCUAAUCUUUUAAACAACUCUACUGAUUCCUUUGAAGAUUCACCACCAAGAAAUAACAACUCUUUAUCAAACUCUGAUAUUAUAUUUAAAUUUUCAAGAAAAAGAUCUUUUGAUUUAACAUAA